CUAAAAACUGGCUGUCUCCUGUCACAAAAAUGACAUUUGAAUAUUUAUUUUAUUUUCAAGAACUGUAAAUAAUUAUAAAUGGUAAUGUUAAUAUUUAUUUUCGUUAAGAUGCCUAUUUAAAUAUUGUUCAAUAUACCUAUUAGCUUCAUCAAAUUUAAGAGCUAUGAUUAAGUACUGGUUUAAAGUUGAGUAGAUAAACAAAUUAAAUUUAAUAAAACAAAUGAUUCUAAGAAUACCGUUUUGUAGAAGCUCCAGGGCAUGGAGGUCAGUCAAAGUGCGGUCAUAUUCUUGGAACCAUGAAAGCAAUAUAAAACGUUUAUGCAAGUACCUAAAUGUGAAUGAAACUAAAGCAGAGUAUAUGCUGUUAAAAAAUCCAGUUUUAAAUAAAUUGGAUACUGCUAGAAUAAAAAAUGUGAUCGAAGUAUUGUACAAACAUGGAUUUCGUAGAGAAGUUCUUAUUGAAGAACCAUCACUGUGCAGUAUAUUGCCUGUGACUCUUAAUUUUCGAUUCCAAGUGUUGCAAGAAUGUGGAGUAGACAACAUAACAGCAUCCCAUUUACUUUCACAUUUGACUAUAAUGAAACAUAAAACGAUUGGGGAAUUAAAAGAUUCUAAAAUAAUACCAACAACUGUAAAUGUUGAAAACAGACUUGCAAGCUAUAUGACCCAAUGGCCAACAUCACUUACAACUUUAGUAUAUGGAGAUGUAAAUAAAAUGACUUUGUAUGCAUUGAGGCUUAAAAUACUUCAAAGAUACUUAGAACUUGUCUUAGAUGUAAGUCAAAAUGAAUUUGAAAGAGGGUUGCAGACAUACCCUACUAUCAAGCAUCGUCCACUGCAAGCUAUCAAUAAGACAUUGAACAUAUUAAAAGGACAGAUUCUUAUGAAAAAUGAAAAAAUCAAAUCUAAUUUUUAUUUAGUGCACAUUGAUCCAGAAAAUUUAGAAAACAUCUUAUACAAUCUAAGAUCUAUAGGAGGGAUUGAUAUAAAAGAGGUAAUACAAAGGUUCCCAAAGUUAGCCAUUAAAAACUGCACAACAAUGCUAGAAAUAAAAAAAUUAUUAGAAGAAUAUGGAAUUGGUAAUGAAGCCCAAAAAAGAUGUUUUGAGAUAUAUACAUUGAGUCCCAGUACAAUAAAGGAGAGAUUAGAAAAAACAAAAAGUAUUCCUGAGUUUAAUGCAUUUUAUAACCAUCCAAGGUUUCUUAAAAUGAUACAUUAUAAUACAAAAGCAUACAAAAGACUGAUGAACUUGUAUAACAAUAACAAAAAAUGCUUGAGCCUAAAUAUACUUUCAGGAUCUUCCUCGCAUUAUGAGGUGUAUGAAAGAGCUCCAGGUGACCGCUUAGGAAAGGGCAAAGAUCUUCUCUUUUGUAUAUCUCAAUCCUUGGGUAAUCUUUACAGUAUAAAUGAUAUAGGGAAAAUAAUUAAAAGACACCCAUUUUGGCCAUAUAUACCUCUAGUCCAAGUUAAAUAUGUCCACAACCAACUUUGCAGUGAAUUUACAGCAAAUGACAUUUUUGAAAAUUGUACUAUUCUCCUAUAUCCAUGGAAUAAAAUUUGGCACAUUAUAAAUCUGCUUAACACAAAGAAUACUACUGGUACAGAAAACCUAUCUCAUGAACUACUAGAUAUGAAAUUACUUAAUAAGUCUCAAAAACUUAGUUUGAUUUUAUAUACGCUUGAAAGGAAUCAUUAUUUUUCUGGAAAUGGAGUGUGGUCUGAAGAAAAACAUAAAAAUAUUGUUGAUUUGUCAAAAGAACUGGAAAGUAAUAAGUCAAUCCUUUAAGAAGAAAAAUAUAUUAUGUAGAAAUCUGA
Molecule: messenger RNA, 1815 nt
Organism: Pararge aegeria (speckled wood butterfly)
Lineage: Eukaryota; Metazoa; Arthropoda; Insecta; Lepidoptera; Nymphalidae
Product: transcription termination factor 5, mitochondrial-like
Exons: 1
Coding region: 221-1786 (521 amino acids)
Biological process (GO): regulation of DNA-templated transcription; termination of mitochondrial transcription
Cellular component (GO): mitochondrial matrix
Molecular function (GO): double-stranded DNA binding
Source: RefSeq, a predicted model, not a curated record